AUGCCGAGGAGCAUGGCUCAACAAGCGCGUCAGAAGAAGGGAAAAAAGGUCCCACAGACUCCUACGACCUCCGCUCCUCCGGCCCCUUCUCCCAUUGUCACGGGCAGAAACGAUUCCGCGUUCAUAGGCAGACUCAGCGUACCCGAUUCCAGGCCCAUGGCUGUAUCCACACCUAUGGGUACAUUUACUGGCACGGCCAUUCCCAUCCUGGGCCCCAAUGACCGCAUCCCACCACAUGUUCCUCAGACUCUUGAGCUCCAACUGAACCACGAAUGCUCCCUCACCUUUUCCGAAAAAACUCCCUCUGCGGAUCAAGCAUCCCCCAGCCGUCGCUUCGACCCUGUACAUCACUACCCGGGUGAGCAGACUUUGGAGAGCGUUCAGAUCCGCAAAGGUCAAUUCGUCUUCCUCGCCUGUCCUACGACCCCGCCGUGCAUAGACUGUGGUCAUCUCGUGCCUCACGUGGAGUGCCCAGUCAUUUCAAUCCACGGUGCAUGCUCCAACGACGGCACAACGGAAGCCCGUUGUGCAAUCGGUCUCUGGAUUGGCGAAAGCAACCCGAACAAUCUCUUCGUGCCGCUCGACAGACUGCCUCGCCAUACUGGCCAAAUUGCUGAGCUUUACGCCGUUAUCUCAGUUCUGGGUUAUGUGGAACACAAUCUCGACAAGUGGAAGCGAGUGCGCACCCGUCCGUUUGUUCCCUCCAGGCUACAUACAAUCGUCAUCAAGACUGAUUCCCCCAAUAUUGUGAAUGGAAUCACCGAAUGGCUUGCAAGAUGGAAGAGCAACGGAUGGAAGAGGGGCAAGGGCCAAGCAAUUUCAAAUGAUGAAUGCUGGAAGAUUAUUGAUCGUCUGCUUGAACGCCUGGAGACUCACAUUUGCGUCAAGUUCUGGCUGGUAUCCCGCGAGGAAAUCGAAAUGGCGGUCAGUCUGGCCCAGAAUGCUCUGAAGCUCCCGCUGUGCACCGAACUCCAGAACCUGACGACUCGGCGGGCAGAGUCUACCUGA
This is a messenger RNA of Penicillium cinerascens, 1008 nucleotides long. RefSeq names its product ribonuclease H-like protein. The transcript has 2 exons. NCBI's taxonomy places the organism in Eukaryota, Fungi, Ascomycota, Eurotiomycetes, Eurotiales, Aspergillaceae. Gene Ontology annotation, biological process: DNA replication, removal of RNA primer. Gene Ontology annotation, molecular function: RNA-DNA hybrid ribonuclease activity; nucleic acid binding. Bases 1 to 1008 code for a protein of 335 amino acids. The record is from RefSeq and is a predicted model, not a curated record.